This is a messenger RNA of Dreissena polymorpha, 1756 nucleotides long. Its product is annotated as CD63 antigen-like. The transcript is spliced from 9 exons. The coding region runs from base 187 to 1050 and encodes 287 amino acids. The record is from RefSeq and is a predicted model, not a curated record. Gene Ontology annotation, cellular component: membrane. Lineage: Eukaryota; Metazoa; Mollusca; Bivalvia; Myida; Dreissenidae.
UCCAUUAUGCACAUUUUAAAUUCAGAAUAAAACAAUGCCAUUUAAUGAAUGACAAACAUUGAAGUAUUAAAUCCACUCUAAAAGUCUUGAGUACGAUCAUUUUUAAACAAUACGUCGAUCACGAAUACCGUUGGUUUUCUUUUGCGUGGAUUUAAUUACAGACAUUGGUGUAUCCAGGGUGUAGAAAUGGGCCUUAUUACUUUCGUCGGGCGAGUGGUGCUUGUUGUUCUCAACAUAAUCUUCCUUACGGUUGCGCUCGCGCUAGUGGUGGGCGGUUUCAUUCUGAGAUUCGGGCACAAAAUCUUUCAAGGCACGGUAGAUGACAUCCUCAAACAACUCGAAUCUGCUGCCAAUAACGUUUACGGCUCCGGCGUUUCCACUGAUGCGUUUGAACUUGGCACGGCCGUUAGCGGUCUUGCCGUCACUAUGAUUAUUGUGGGAUUUGUCCUGUUGGCGUUCUCCUUCGCGGGAUGCUGCGGCGCCUGCUAUAAUAUUAAGUCACUGGCCCUCAUGUACGCGGUGGUUCUCGGUAUUCUACUGUUGAUCCAGGUGAUACUUAUCAUCUUUGUCUUCGGAGGCCCGGAUGUGCUGAAAAAGGGUUUAUCAAAGGGACUGAAAGCGUCAAUGAAUCAGUACUCUGGACUCAAAGGGACCGACACGACAACGAUUGUGUGGAACUUUGCAAUGAGACAGUUUAAAUGCUGCGGUGCCGAUGGCUACGCUGACUUCGCUGACAAAGGUACCUGGAAGACCAACGAUAUGACGCUUUCGAGCGGUACUGUAAAUGUUCUGACGCCCGUGGCCUGCUGUAAGGAACUUCCGGCUGGUCUUAGUGACACUAAGAAAUGUGCCGGCGACUCAACUGAUGUUGCAUAUGACAAUAUCGACGAAAUUAAAGAUGCUUCGAACUAUGACAAAGGAUGUGUGGACGCCAUCUGGGAGAAGGUUGUGACGCUGCAGACCGACAAGUACGGACCGGUCAUAGCAAUCUGCUGGUUGUGCCAGAUUGCUAUGAUUCUGUUUGCCGUUCUCGUCUACAAGGACAAAUAACUCACCCAGUCCCACGAGAACAUCAUAUUCUAUGGAAGCGAUGGAUUACAGCGAGGACUCGUUCAAUGCAAUACGUGACUGGCUUUGUGUUAACGCAUACAUUUAUUAUUGUUAUCAAUGUGUUUAAAUGGAAAAAUUCACAGAUUGUUUAAAUGAAAAAAAUCUGCUUUGUCAUUUUCAAAAAAUGAAAUAUCACUUAACUUCAGUGAGAAAAAUAAGACGACUGACGUUUAUUCAAACCAAAAGUUCAUGUUCGUUUAUGAGUAAUCAUCAUAAUCAUGAAGUUUUACAAACACCAAACGAUUGACUGUUUUGGUUGUUUUUGUUAUAUUUUAUGAACGAACUUGAAUUGCUUAUAUAAAGUAUUAAAUGCACAGCAUUAAGUAACAGGACGGAUAGGCGAGUGGUUAAGGCUUUUUAAUCCAACAGUCUGUGUUUUUUCUAUCUUAAAUUAUAGUCUUCUUUUUCAAAAGCAUUUAAAGACUAGCUGAAAAAAUGUCGGAAUGUGUGAACAAGUCAUUUUAAUAUGCUGCAGUGAACUUUUUUUCAAUAAAUUGAGACAUUUAACGGAACGCAUCCACUAAUCUUGAGUACGUAGUAUGUAAUGUUAUUCUUUGACCCUUACUGAAACCCAAUUUCUUCUAAAAUAUUUCUAAAUAAACCUACUACGAAUUUUAACACAGUUUUGUAAAUCUAGCGUAAACAG